AUGUGGGACUUGACGAACCAUCACUGUUUUGCCACACUCACUGGACAUUCGGGUCCAGUAUGGGAUUUCGCCGUAUCUCCCGAUUGUCAGCUUCUCGUCAGUGGUGCCGCUGACGCUCAGCUACGUGUGUGGCGUUUGUCUCAUUCAACUCAUGACGAAUGUGAAGUUCCAACUGCCCCAGUUGCAAUGCAAUCGGAAAACCCGGAUAGUCUAAUAGUGCCGUUAACACAGCAUCGUUCUCUGGUAUGCGCUGAGUUCUUAGGUUCUGUUCAGCGUAACGGAUCACGUCGGGUGCACACUUUGUGUUUCGAUGGUACAGGAACGUUUCUCAUCUCACAGUCCUUCGAAAGAAACUUGGAAAUUUUUCGCCUCCUGGACCAAGGCGCUCAGGCCAAGCGUCUUCGGAAGAAAGCUAAAAAAGCCAAAGGAAAAGGAAGCCCUCCGGAAGAAGUGAAAUUGGAAAUCAAUGAUAUCCUACGUCCGAUACUUCGCAUCACUCUACCCGCUAAGGUAUCGAGUUGCGCUACACUCUCAGCCCGACCGUGGUGGAAAAAUGGUGUCGUGUGCGAGCAACGGUUACGGCGUGCUCAGUCGAAUUGGGUAUCAUGGUGCAUGUCAUCAGACUCCAUGGAAUUAGAAAUCUUGCAAGGGUGGUUUCUGUGUGCUCUGAAAAACAAUGCAGUCGAGGAAUUGGAAGCGAAUUUGCCGGCUACCGGUUCCUCAAAAGUACAAACAGUACAAAUCAGUCGGGGUUCUGCGAAAAGCAGUUGUGUUCGUCUUUUGAAUGAAAUCAGUGCUCCGGGUCAUCGAACAGUGCCUAUCGCCUGCGCAUUGACAUCAGAUGGACUGGGAGUAUUCACAUUGGCUCGCACGGAAGCUAAAUUAUGGAGUCGGUAA
Messenger RNA from Echinostoma caproni, 897 nucleotides. The record is from the annotation of a GenBank genome assembly. Lineage: Eukaryota; Metazoa; Platyhelminthes; Trematoda; Plagiorchiida; Echinostomatidae.